AUUUUACCGAAUAAAUGGUUGUUUUCAACAAAUCAUAAAGAUAUUGGAACAUUAUAUUUUAUUUUUGGAAUCUGAGCAGGUAUAGUUGGAACUUCCCUUAGAGUAUUAGUACGAACAGAACUAGGAAGACCUGGAACUUUAAUUGGAAAUGAUCAAAUUUAUAAUGUAAUUGUGACUGCCCAUGCAUUUAUCAUAAUUUUUUUUAUAGUAAUACCAAUUAUAAUUGGAGGUUUUGGAAACUGAUUAGUCCCCUUAAUAAUCGGUGCUCCAGAUAUAGCAUUUCCUCGAAUAAAUAAUAUAAGUUUCUGAUUACUACCUCCUUCUUUAUUUCUUCUAAUUAUAAGAAGAAUCGUAGAAAGAGGUGCAGGGACUGGAUGAACAGUUUAUCCCCCUCUUUCAUCUAAUAUUGCACAUGGAGGGUCUUCAGUGGAUUUAGCUAUUUUUAGUUUACAUUUAGCUGGAAUCUCCUCAAUUUUAGGAGCUAUUAAUUUUAUUACUACUGUAAUUAAUAUACGACCUAAAGGUAUAACUUUAGAUCGAAUGCCUUUAUUUGUAUGGGCCGUUGUAAUUACAGCAAUCCUUUUACUAUUAUCUUUACCAGUUUUAGCCGGAGCUAUUACUAUACUAUUAACUGAUCGAAAUUUAAAUACCUCUUUUUUUGAUCCUGCUGGGGGAGGAGAUCCUAUUUUAUACCAACAUUUAUUUUGAUUUUUUGGACAUCCUGAAGUUUAUAUUUUAAUUCUUCCAGGUUUUGGUUUAAUUUCUCAUAUUGUAAGACAAGAAAGUAGAAAAAAAGAAGCUUUUGGGACCUUAGGUAUAAUUUAUGCUAUAAUAGCAAUCGGUUUAUUAGGAUUUAUUGUUUGAGCUCAUCAUAUAUUUACAGUAGGUAUAGAUGUAGAUACUCGAGCUUAUUUUACAUCAGCUACUAUAAUUAUUGCAGUUCCUACUGGAAUUAAAGUUUUUAGAUGAUUAGCUACUUUUCAUGGAUCAAGAAUUAAUUACAGACCUGCAACAUUAUGAACAUUAGGGUUUAUUUUUUUAUUUACAGUCGGAGGAUUAACAGGUGUAGUUUUAGCUAAUUCUUCAAUUGAUAUUGUAUUACAUGAUACUUAUUAUGUUGUAGCUCACUUUCAUUAUGUUCUUUCUAUAGGAGCAGUAUUUGCAAUUAUAGCAGGAAUUGUUCAAUGAUUCCCUUUAUUUACAGGUCUAACCUUAAAUAAUUUUUACUUAAAAAUUCAAUUUUUUAUUAUAUUUAUUGGUGUAAACUUAACAUUUUUCCCACAACAUUUUUUAGGUUUAAUAGGAAUACCACGACGAUAUUCAGAUUACCCUGAUAUUUUUACUCUAUGAAAUAUUGUUUCAUCAAUUGGAUCUUUAAUUUCCCUUAUUAGAGUAAUUUUUUUAUUGUUUAUUUUUUGAGAAGCUUUCUCUAUACAACGAAAAAGAAUUAGUUCAUUAAGAAUAAAUUCUUCAAUUGAAUGAUUACAAUUUAAUCCUCCAGCAGAACAUAGUUAUUCCGAAUUACCAAUAUUAUCUGCUAAUU
Messenger RNA from Diorhabda carinulata, 1543 nucleotides. NCBI's taxonomy places the organism in Eukaryota, Metazoa, Arthropoda, Insecta, Coleoptera, Chrysomelidae. The record is from the annotation of a RefSeq genome assembly.